GCUGGGAGAAUUUGAUUGGGCAGGAGAUCACCAAGUUGGUCACGAUGGAUUUAGUGAUGACAAUAGCAUCAAUUCUGGUCAUCGACUUUCUGCGAGGUUUAUGGGUCCGAUAUUGUAAUUUGUGGUGGUUUUGGAACUUGGAAUGUACAUUUCCGGAGUAUGGUGAAUUCAAAGUGGCUGAAAAUGUUUUGCAUUUGGUGAAUAAUCAAGGAAUGAUUUGGUUGGGACUAUUUUUUGUACCAAUGCUUCCGGCCAUCAAUAACAUCAAACUUAUUAUUCUUAUGUAUGUACGUGCAUGGGCCGUUAUGACGUGCAAUGUACCCGCAAGGCAGAUUUUUAGAGCUUCAAGAAGUCAACCAACGUUCUACAGUGUCAUCACACAAGUACUGCACAAGAAUCUCAGCCGAGGUCUUGUUCAAGCGAUCAGAUAUAUGGUAUCGCCGGGUAUUGUCAUUCCUGUCCUAUUGCUACUCCUACUCAUCAUCUAUUUUCUGUUCGCGCUAGUUCGUGGCCUACGUGAGGCCAAUACUGAUCUCUCGAAUCAGCUAAUGCAUGAUGACGAGCGAUCAACAACCCAGUCACAACGCAGUCGUGAUCCACAUUCAUUUAUUCCUUCACUAACUAGUGUAAGUGAAGAGGCACAAAUGGAACAGCUGGAUGAUGCGGAACAACAGCAUGAUGAGUCACCACAAAAGAUAUCUGCACUGAAACUCAACUGGAAACAACGGUUACUCGUAUGCAUUGGAUGGACUGAUCUAAAAAGGAUAAGGGAGCAACAGCAACAACAGCAAGAACAAGACAAUAAAGCAAAAGAAGGAGUUGACCGCUCCUCGCCAGUCUCUGGCAUGAAAUCU
Messenger RNA from Anisakis simplex (herring worm), 854 nucleotides. Lineage: Eukaryota; Metazoa; Nematoda; Chromadorea; Rhabditida; Anisakidae. The record is from the annotation of a GenBank genome assembly.